AUGGCGAGGAAGAAGUGGUUGUGUUGUGCUAGAAAAGUUGCAUGUACAACUUUACACACUCCUCCGGAAUGAAUCGACACGAUAAAAGCCUCAAGAGGCUGGUGAAAAUUAACUUUAACACUCGAUCGAAGACGACAUUGGCAAUUAAUUAUUUUGUUUGCUGCUCCAAGGUUUCCAUCAGAGAGAUUGACAGUGAAAAGUAUAAACUGAUGCUAGUCGUGGAAACAUUAAAUUAUAGUAAUGAGAAGUUGGAAAACAAUUAUUGUUUUUUGAAAUGAAUAGUUAGUAGCAUUAGAGAAUUUCAUCCAUGAACUAUGGAGGACUACACACCAGUAGAUGAAGACUUUCCAGGACGUUUGCUCCAUCAGGCAGCACUAUGGGACAAUGCGGAACUAUUAGAAGAUCUACUUCGUGGCGAGCACUUGCAAUACAUCAAUAGUCAGGAUUCGUGGGGUCGAACAGCAUUACACGCCGCUGCAAUUACCGAAAAUUCGCGUUGCCUCGAAGUAUUACUUCGAGCUGGAGCCAAUGCUAAUUUACCAUGUGGUCCUCGAGGACAGUACAGAAUACCUCUGCACGUGUGUGCCGAACAUGGGCAUUCAAGUAACAUCGAGACAUUGUUGAAGUACAGUUGUAAUCUGAUGGUUAUGGAUAGUAAUGGGAUGACGGCGUUACAGCUUUGCGAGAAAAAUAAUAAUAUAAGAUGCUGCGAAAUACUCAGACAUGCUAUUGACAGAUUUGAAAAGGCACGUUUAGACACCCACGCAGCUCUGAGAGUAGCCUGCAUGCAGGCAGAUUGCGCAGCAGCCCGAGCUAUUAUCCAAGGUCGAACGAUGGAAGACCUAGAAUAUAUAUUGAACAUGGCGCCAAAUGGUUCUAAUACAUUGUUGUUCAUCGCAAGCGAAACGGGUCAGAAAGACGUUGUAAAAUUGUUACUAGAUCAUGGGGCUGACUGUACUAUUCAUCCGGUUACUAAGUACUGUCCACUGUACAUAGCUUGUUACAAUGGAAAAUUCGAGAUUGUUGAGAUGUUGCUGAGGCAGUUCCCUAAACAAGUACAAUUGUUGACUGUAGAAAAAUGGUUACCCGUUCACGCGGCUGCUAUCAAUGGACAUUAUGCAGUUAUCGAACUGUUACUUAAGUUCGAGUAUCCUCCUAAUCUAUAUCAAAAAUUUAAAGAUCCGAGUGGUGAAUUCGAAUACGAGAUGCCAUUUGAUAUAAAUACUCAAGACGUAACGGAUCAAAAUAUACUCUACAUAUCGAGUGUGCUAGGAAAUCUGAAAAUUAUUGAGCUGCUAUUAAAUUACAAAGUGAAAGCGCGAAAUUUAAUGGAAGACGAAUCGAGCUCACAACCAAUACCUGUGUCAAAGAGACGGAUAUCUAGUGGCAUUCAACGACUCAUGUCUAGUCUGAAUUUCAGAGGCCGUUCAAUUGAAAAGAAAGACGAGAAUCUCAUUUGUCCUUUGAAUCUUGAUUUGUAUUGCAAUAAUAAUAUGGAGACUGCGUUACAUGCUGCGGUGAAAGGAAGACAUCUAGACGUCGUUGCCGCACUUUUGCAGGCUGGAGCAAAUUCAAAUUUGCCCGUUAAAAUAACUAACGAACAGACCGAUUCAGAGUCAUACACUACGAGUUUGACGAUUGCUUGCCAAAAUCGUGACGUAAAGAUCGUCGAUCUGUUACUCAAACAUGGCGCAGUCGAUAACGAUUGCACGGCCUUGAAAAUUGCGGCACGUAACAGUGACGAAGUACUGACAGCCAAACUUUUGUCCAUCAAAGCACACCCCGACGCUGAGUACAAGAUCAAUAAAAAAGCUAUGACGGAAAAUUCGCAAACUUCGUCGCCGUUUCCAGCUUUGUCGAAUUUCAGUGGUGUGACCUAUUCGGCGUUGUAUCCUAGUACUCCGACAAUGAUUAAUUGGCACGAUCAACAGUGCAGAUUGUCUCAAAUUAGGUCACAGUGGUUAGUGGACGCAGUGUUGCAUGUAAACAAGAAGUUGAACGUGAAGAACAAUGAUUUAGUGCUGUACGCCAUCACAAGGAUUGAUAUCUCUCAAAAUUCAAUCAGUUCGGUGCCGUCUACUAUUUUUUAUCUUCGGAGUUUGAGGUAUUUAAAUAUGGCCCAAAAUAAAAUAGAAGCUUUAAUGGCAGAAUCAAAAAGCUCUAAAGACAAACUAUGCCCGGUACUCGAGGAAAUCUACCUCCAAGACAAUCGUCUUGAGCAAUUACCAGAAUUUAUCAUGAACAUGCCCUCUCUAGAAAUAAUGGAUGUAUCGAACAACAAACUUCAAUGUUUACCAGACAACCUAUGGCGAGCACCAAAACUGAAAGAACUCAAUGCCUCGUUCAACUUAUUACGCGAUUUGCCAAGUCAAGUGUUUCAAAAUAUCAGCAGAAAAGGCAGAGAAGAUUCAUUAUCGAACAGUCCCAGUUGCAGAAAUCUCGCAACACAGCUUACAUUGCCAAGAGAUGAUUCAUUAGAUUUCGACUCGUAUUUUUCAAAGAUUGCCAAUGCGAGGGUCGUCGAAAUGGAAAGGCCAUUCGAGUGGACAAAAACAGUGCAGGUUAUGGAAAAAAUUACCGAUGACACCGAACAAACAAGUAAUAAAUCGGCAUUGGCGUCACUGAAUCUUGCCCAUAAUCUCUUUACUAGUAUUCCUGUGGCUUUACCUUGUUUGGCUGUGAGUUUAGUGAGAUUAAACAUGGCUUACAAUUCUUUGAGAUCCAUGAGUCAUAUUACUUCGUAUCCGUCUACUUUAAAGCAAUUAGAUCUAUCCAAUAAUCAGAUAUCUUGUUGGCCGAGUUUGCCACAGGUUGAUGGUGCCGAUGAGAUGGAGCAAGCAAACACCGCAUGCUACUGUCCUUCGACAGGCGUUCAAUCCCCAACAGUUCCUACAAAUCGUCAAACCGCCACGUCUUUGCGCGACGUCGUUUUAAUGUCGGUUUGCACUCACCGUCGCCAUUUGCGACUGGAAAAUUUACGGACGCUAAUUCUUGCCAAUAACUUACUUACUCGAAUUCAAUUGACGUCGAUUGACGAUGGCGAUUCGUCUUAUGCUACCGAUGAUGAUUCGGAUAAAGAUUCAAAAUCUAGUCAUUCAUCAAAAAUGUAUCUUUUAUUUCCCAACGUCAGCAUGUUAGAUGUUAGCAAUAAUCAGUUGAAGGAGAUACCUUCGAAUAUUUACGAAUUAAACAAUCUCUCUGUGUUGAAUGUUAGUGGGAAUGUUGAUAUUACGGAGUUGCCUCCGCAAAUGGGUUUAUUAUCUAGGCUGUGGAAUCUUAAUACUCAAGGUUGUAAAUUACAAGAGCCUUUGAAAUCUAUGAUUGAAUCAAAGAAGUACAAAACUAUGGAUGUCAUUGGUUAUUUGAAGUCUGUACUCGAGGAUGCCAAACCUUAUGCAAGGAUGAAGCUUAUGAUUGUUGGAAUUCAGGGCAUUGGAAAAACUAGUCUUCUCGAGCAGCUACGACAAGAAGGUGACGUGCCAAAUAAGAAAAAAUCCUUGGAUCACUGGGCUAAACGAAUGGGAAAUAAGAAUAUCAACUCAAAAACUGCUCGGGGUACGACUAUGUCUACUGUUGGAGUAGACAUCGGUGACUGGAUCUACGAGAAGAAAGUUCGAGGUCAGUCUUCUCACGGACCCGUCUACUUUCGUACUUGGGAUUUCGGUGGUCAGCGCGAAUAUUACGUCACGCAUCAAUACUUCUUGUCAAAGAGAAGCCUUUAUCUUGUGGUUUGGCGUAUUAUUGAUGGUUUUAAGGGUGUUAAUGAGAUAUUCCAAUGGCUCGUAAAUAUUCAAAGCCGCGCACCCAAUUCACCCGUUAUAAUCAUUGGCACACACUACGACAUUGCAUACGAACAAAGUGAAGCCCUGCAACAGUACAUUCGCGACAAGUUCAUCAAUGUCGUGGAUGCGGAAAAGUGUGGUUUACCUAAAGUUAUGGAAACAAUUGAAAUUAGUUGCAAAACAAGACAUAAUAUUAAAAUGUUGUGCAAUUUAAUAUACGAUGUAGUGUUCAGUCUUAGAUCACCUGGCUCAAAGGAAUUGUUAUUGGAACAAAGAGUUCCAGCGAGUUAUUUAGCUCUUGAGGAUGUUGUAGUUCAAUUAGCACAUGAAAGGCGUUUCUGCGGUGCAGAUCCCGUAUUACGAGCUGAUCAAUAUUAUGCGACAGUCAACACUGAGCUUCAAAAAAUGAAUAGGUCCUUUAGGGAUCCAGCAGAACUGCAUCAGGCUACUUUAUUUUUACACGAGAACGGCAUUAUUUUGCAUUAUGAUGACGCAACCCUCAAGGAUUUAUAUUUCCUUGAUCCUCAAUGGUUGUGCGAUAUGCUAGCUCACAUAGUAACUGUAAGGGAGAUUAAUCCUUUCGCAAGGUCAGGUAUUAUGAAGCUUGACGAUAUUCAGCAUGUAUUCAAAUCCUCGACCAUAUCAACUUCUGAUACUCAGGGUUACAUUGUAAGUCUACUGAACAAGUUUGAAGUAGCAUUAACUUGGGACUCACGAACGUUACUUAUUCCGUCAUUAUUACCUACCGAAGAAGAACUUCUUCGGAGUAAUAUUACUAUAAAAAUUCCAGUGAAGUCGCGAGUUUGGCAUAUGCGUAGUAAAAUGAUCAGCUCUCCAAUGGUAUCAUACGGUCAGUCACCUGGUACUGAUAAAUUGAAUAAUACGGAAGGUGUAUUAACAUCUCGACCGCAGCCUAUUUGUUCUAUAACGCGAUUACUUCUCAUGUCUUACUUUCCAAGUGGAUUUUGGUCACGUCUUAUUACUCGCAUUUUAGCUGACGAUACAAUAGUUGAAAUUGUUAUGUCAUUCUUGACACCAUUCAAUAACUUUGUUGACGAUAAAAUUUUUGUAACGUUACUUGAAACAAAUGCUGAAUGGGUUCUUUGGCAAACAGGCGCUGAACUUCGCUACUGCGGUAUAACGUUACUGCGUUUGAAAGAAGUCAAUUGCAGCCUUCACAAUUCUCCACAUAACUACAGCAAACAUAAAUUUAAAUUAAAGCAGGAUGGCAUAUGGUGCUUGGUCGACUUAAAAUCCUCAGCAGUUCUGGAAAUCUGGUUUCCCGUAGACACAUUAGUAAUCAAGCAACCUAUCCCAGCAACCGAUUCUGAUGAUGAUGAGGAGCCAAUAGGCUACCAAGCUAUCACCGUUGAGCCUCAACCCGAAAGUAUGCCACAGUUACUUGCAUUGAUUGUUGAUCACAUCGAUAUUUUACUCGAGGAUUGGUAUCCUACUUUGGGUACAAGAUUCGUUCAUACAUCCGAAGGGAAGCUAUUAGUAACGAGAUUAAUUCCAUGCCCAAAAUGUUUGAUUGACAGUGGAGAAAACGAAAGUGAAUCAUUUAAUAAUUCAGAGCAUUCGUCCGAAGAUAUUCCAAAGUAUUAUAUGAACAAGGAGCGUCAAAGCCAAGACAGUUACAAAUCCGACGGCGAUAGCGGAGUAGGGUACGACAGUUCUACGUCCAGCCGUAUGCCUUCCCUCGAAGGUCAUCCCGAUAUCUCCAAACAAUACAUGCCAUUAUCGGACGAAACUUUCACCAUAUAUUCGUGGAUGGUCGAAGAAUGCAUCCUCUCGGCUUAUAGUAACAAGUCAAUCAGCUGUCCAAAGCACUCAGACAUUUCGUUGUCUCUCGUGGCUCCGGAUAUUAUCUUCAUGGAUUUGGGAACAAAACAUUUCAUCAGAUCUGAUGACAUCAAGCGAGGAAAGAUGCUGGGUCGCGGUGCUUUUGGUUUUGUUUUUAAAGGCACUUGCAGAUUACCCGGUAGGCUACAGAGAGUCGAUGUGGCGAUGAAAAUGUUGCAGCCAGUACCUCCGGGACCCAACUCAAAACAAUCAGCAGUGUUGGCUUACAAAGCAGCACAGAGUAAAUGGGAUAGAGAUCCACUGCAAUACGCCUGCAAAGCUUACUGUACAGCAAGACAAGAAUUAAACAUCCUCUUGACGCUGAAGCAUCCUAACAUAGUACCACUUGUUGGAAUUGUUAUCAGUCCUCUAGCUUUAGUACUAGAUUUGGCACCUGAAGGAGCGUUGAACAACGCACUUAAAAAUUACAGAAGAUCAGGUGCGAAACUUGAUCCAUAUACGCUUCAAGCUAUCAUACUUCAGGUUGCCAAAGCUGUGGAGUAUUUACACCAGCAACACGUUAUAUACAGAGACUUAAAGUCUGAAAACGUGUUAGUCUGGCAAAUGCCACUGCCAUUCCAAGAAACUUAUCACGAACGUCCGGUACGCAUUAAAGUAGCCGAUUAUGGGAUCUCGCGACUCACGCUGCCUUCUGGUGCGAAAGGUUUUGGUGGUACAGAAGGAUUCAUGGCACCGGAAAUAAUUAGAUACAACGGAGAAGAAGAAUAUACAGAAAAAGUAGAUUCAUUCUCCUUCGGCAUGUUCAUUUACGAGUUGAUAACCUUGAGGCAACCUUUUGAAGGACAUGAGGCGGUAAAAGAAUGCAUUCUCGAAGGUGGCAGGCCACCGUUAACUUUCAGCGAGACACUGCAUCCUUGCUACGCGCUGGAUCUUAUGGUUAUAUGUUGGGCACAGAAUCCAAAGGAUAGACCAGCUGCUAGUCAAAUCGUGUCGAUAGCUUCUGCGCCAGAAUUUACGCAUUUGGUAGACGUUACUUUGCUUACCGAGAGAACUCAGGUGACGGCGAUAACAAUGAUGAACCGUCCAAUCGACGAGAACAAUGUUGGCAAUGAGAUCUGGCUAGGUCACAACAACGGGGAAGUAGAUAUGCUUCUAGGUACGCUGAAAGGUUGGCUGCAACAUGUAAGAAUCGAUACUCCUGUUGUACCUUAUGCCAUGUGUAGCAUCGACGGUUACAUCUGGAUUGGCGAUAACUCUGGCCAAUUACAUAUCUAUUUGGGUACCAAUUUCGGAUGCGUUGGUAGUUUUCGUCUGGAGCCUGAUCGACAUAAAGAGUCGAAGAUCGUCGCUUUGAUCUACAUAGAUCAAUUGAAACACUUUGCAGUAGCGUUGCACAGCGGAAAAGUCGUACUGGUAGCAAAUAGUUUUACACAAAUGCGGAAAAUUGACCUUGUCGAAGCUUCCACUGAGAAUAUCAAAACUUAUUCGCUUACUGCCGUUCCUCGAAAGCGACGUAUUCUUGAAUUAUGGGCUGGUCGAAGCUUUGGACGUAUAUCAGUUUAUACGUUGAAAGAUAUUAAUCUUAUUGAAACUCAGGAAUUGGUGCAUGUAACUGAAGAAACUGCUAGUAAAAAUUUGUUUGCCACGCACGUAGUAAGCGCGGAAAAUUCAGUUCUAAGUUACACUUAUCCAGGUAGCAUAGUUUAUCAAUGGGACCUGGAGACCAAACAAAUCGUAAAUAAAUUAGAUAUGUCAAAACUGAUGCCUUGCUCGGAAAGUAUGAAAUCGAUAUCGAUUGAGGAUCAUUUGACGUCCGAAAAGUGUCAAGUUACAGCAUUGGAAACAUGCGCAAAUCAAUUGUACAUAGGGACUACUUGGGGUUGUAUAGUUAUUGCUGAAUGCAAUUCCCUGAGACCCAUUACUGUUUUCAGACCCUUUGAAGGAAAAGUAUCUCAGAUAAUUGCUUUCAAAGCGCCAGAUCGAAAAACGCUGAUUCUAAUAACUGUCGGUCAAGGAUAUAGAAGUUUGAUAACUAGGUAUACGGAUUAUCCAGUGGAUAGUAUAGAAGCCGAAGAAUUGAAACACAACAUGUAUACUCUACUCUGGAGAUCGGAGCACUGGUCGGCUGCGUAAUUAAACUACAACAAAAUCAUACUUGGGCAUAAGUAUAAGGUUGUCGUCCUAGAAAUAAUUUAACUAUAAGACGGGUUUAGUAUAGGUGCCUUCGAAUUAAAAUGAUAUUUUUUUUUGAAAUGUCAAAGUGUAUUUUAAGUCUGACGCGUACGAAAAUGAGAAUCAUGUUGCUGUACAUAAUUGCUAAACCAUUAUUUAGCAAAAUACAAGAGCCAUAAUAUUCUUUAUUGAGAGUAUUGAUAUGAGAUUCGGAAUUAUUGAUUUUACAAUGUAUUAUAUAUAUAUAUAGGUUAGAGAUAUAUAGGUUUGAAAUAUAUUUAAACAGAUAAAAAAUGUAUUAACUAUAUAUUAUUUGUUGAAUUAUCGAUCGAAUGCUAAAACAUGUAAAUAGAUAACUUUCACUUAAAUAACACAAUAAAAAAUUUUGUAUUUGAAAGUAUUUUAUCGAAUCGUAUUUUAACUUGCAAUAGACAUAAAUUAUGUGAUAUAAUAAUCCUCAUUUUGAAUAUUUUAAUUUAAAAUAUUUUUGCAUUAACGAAACUUCUAAUAGAUGAAGCAGAUUUAUUAUGUUUUUGAUAAAAUUAUAAUAUCGAUAAAAUCAUUUGACGACAAUCCUUAUUUACAUUACUUAUUUUUAUUCGACUAACAAAUAGAAAAGAUACUAUCUCAUGUGAAUUAUAGACAAGAUGAAUGAUAAUUGUAAAAAUAAGGAUGCAGUUUAUUUAAUAUUAGUCAUGCGGUUACUUUAGGCAUUAUAUUUACCAAAUUCCUUGAAUUUACUUCAUAGCAUUGGACAUUUUAUUGCAAUAACACAUUUAAUCAAAUCUAUUGUGUUAGAAAUCAACUUAUAAAUGAUAUUCCUUUAAUAAUGAAGAAAUGCGAAAUAUAAAAGUUUAUUAAUUUAUAUUUUCCUCAAUAAUUGAUCUCUAUGUGUUAAGGUAUUAACUAACACUUAUCAUUGAAUUUACUUCUUAUAUCCAAAUAAACGUGAUACAACUUGCGUCCACUCCAUUUUUAAGGUAUAGCAAAUAGACUUUUGAAUAAAGGAAACUUUUUCCAACAAAAUGAUCAAAAUAAGCAACGCAUUGUUAAUUACUAUCAUAAAAAUGAAUGUUCAGAUUAAAUAAUCGCUUAGCUAUUAAAAAGUUUUGACAAUGUACGUUUUUAUCUAUUUUUGCUGAAAAUAUUAAAUUGAAUAACGAUAAGACUUUUUUUGCAGCUUUUACAAAGUUGAUAAAGUUUCGGAAAUUAAUUAUCGUAAUUAAUUAAAGUCGCGGUGUUAUGUUAAUUUACUAAGGAUAUAACAUAUUUACUAAGAAAUAUAUAUUUUCGUAGUUUACCUUUUUGAUGUUUUCAAAAUCAACAUGGAUAUUAUGCUAUGAAAUUAUUUACUAGAGUUGUGCAUCAAGACUUGAAAUGAAAUACAAUCAUAUUAAUUCUCAAUAUGAUAAUGAAAAAAGGUGAGAAUAUGAAAUAUUGUUGUUUUUAUAAUAAGUGUAUUAGGAGUUACACGUUUUGUAUUACACUUCUACGCUAUGUAUAUUUAAUGGCAAUGCUUGUGAAUGUUUUUGUCUUAUCAAAUUGUAGAACUAUUUUAGUGUUUGCUCUAUUUUUAUAAUAGAUAUGGUUAUUAGAAAGAUUGUUCACUCUCAAUAUAUUAGUCUAGAAAAAUUAUGCAAUAGAACAUCGAUUAAUAUGGGUUAGUAUUAUAACUUUAAAUAUAUCAUUUUUGUAAUAAUGACGACGAUUCGGCGAUUACAAUUUUGUAAUAAAAUCCCACUACAAAAGAACAUCGAUAUAUACUCGUAUUAUUGCUAACAAUAAAUGUAGUAUUUUAUGACACAUCAAAUUAUGUU
Molecule: messenger RNA, 9574 nt
Organism: Phymastichus coffea
Lineage: Eukaryota; Metazoa; Arthropoda; Insecta; Hymenoptera; Eulophidae
Gene: Lrrk
Product: leucine-rich repeat serine/threonine-protein kinase 1
Exons: 19
Coding region: 315-7718 (2467 amino acids)
Biological process (GO): protein phosphorylation
Molecular function (GO): protein kinase activity; ATP binding; protein binding
Source: RefSeq, a predicted model, not a curated record